AUGAAAGCUCGCUCCUGUCUCCGUAAUAAAAAAAGACAACCCCGCAAAGUCGAUAAAAUUGGUAAUUACACGGUUAUGAAAAAAGACUUUGCUUCGGGCGCAUUCGGUUCUGUCGCUCAAUGCAAGACAGAUGAUCAACAAAUCGUUGCAAUUAAAAAAGUAAUAUGGAAUAAGUCCAUAAAAUCUCAAGAAUAUGAUAUAUUACUAUCUCUUGACCAUAGAAAUAUUGUCAAAGUUUACGAUCAUAUUGUAGAUUCUGAAUCAAACCAGAGUAAGGUUAAUGAAUUCAUUGUUAUGGAAUAUUUAAACGAGUCCUUAUUCGACUAUAUGAUCGAGUUCAAUCAAAAUCAAAAACGCAUUCCAAUGUUAGAUAUCAAAUUAUUUGCGUAUCAAAUUUUUUCAGCACUGAAUUACAUUCACUCCAAAGGUAUUGCACAUUGCGAUCUUAAACCUGAAAAUAUCCUUCUUGAUAGAUCUAGUGGCAUCAUUAAGGUUGCCGAUUUCGGUUCAGCCCAAUACAUAACUCAGGCCUCUGCGAACAACACAUAUAUUGUAUCCAGAUUUUAUCGUGCACCCGAGCUACUCAUUGAUGCAAAACAGUACGAUACUGCUGUUGAUAUCUGGUCAACCGGAUGUAUUAUUGUUGAAAUGCUUACAGGUCAUACAUUAUUCCAUAGCAAUAAUUCGGAUGAGCAGCUUAAAGCCAUUUUGAAGGUUCUUGGAAAACCUUCAUUUGACGAUUUGCACUCAAUCCCACACAAGAAAGUUGUUCCUCAAUACAGAGACCAAACAACUCCAAUAGAAAGUAUAAUCCCAUCAAAUACUCCUCAGGAUUUGAAAGAAUUAUUGAAAUCUAUUCUUGUUUUCAAUCCGAAAAAGAGACCAACUGCAUUGGAAUGCAUGAACCACAAGUUCUUUGAUGAACUUUUUGUUCCAGACACGACAAUGCCAGAUGGAACUCCUCUUCCUCAACUUGAUCGCCAAAAUUUGAAAUAA
Trichomonas vaginalis G3 is the source of this 996-nucleotide messenger RNA. Its product is annotated as STKc GSK3 domain-containing protein. The record is from RefSeq and is a predicted model, not a curated record. The transcript has a single exon. Gene Ontology annotation, cellular component: cytoplasm. Gene Ontology annotation, molecular function: protein serine/threonine kinase activity; ATP binding. Bases 1 to 996 code for a protein of 331 amino acids. NCBI's taxonomy places the organism in Eukaryota, Parabasalia, Trichomonadida, Trichomonadidae. Gene Ontology annotation, biological process: signal transduction; protein phosphorylation.